Molecule: messenger RNA, 6284 nt
Organism: Dentiscutata heterogama
Lineage: Eukaryota; Fungi; Glomeromycota; Glomeromycetes; Diversisporales; Gigasporaceae
Source: the annotation of a GenBank genome assembly
AUGAACUUAAUCUUACAUCACAAUCCGUAUUGGAGGGUCUCAAUUCUUGUUUAGACCAUCGUGAAUCGAUAUACGUUCCAGAACUGGACAAGGAGUUCUUUUGUGCUCAAGGAUUCCGCGUUUUUGGUGCACAAAAUCCUAUGUAUCAAGGUGGUGGUAGAAAAGGCCUCCCUAGAUCAUUUAUUAAUCGAUUCACACAAGUUUAUAUUGAACAACUCACAAAUAAUGACUUACUCUUUAUAUGUAAAAGCUUAUUUCCGCGAAUAAAAGACAUCAUCUUGAAAAAAAUAAUAGAGUUUAAUACUCGAAUAAAUGAAGAUAUAAUGAUUAAAUGUUUAUAUGGCCGAAGUGGUGCCCCAUGGGAAUUCAACUUACGAGAUGUAUUACGUUGGCUUGAAUUACUUAGUAAAGAUUAUAGCCUUGGCUUUUAUUCUUCUCCUGCGGAAUAUUUAGAUCUCAUCUAUCUUCAGAGGAUGAGAAAUGAACAAGAUAGAGAUUGUAUUAUUUCAGUGUUCAAUGAAAUUUUUGGCCUGAAUUAUCAGCAACAAAAACAUCCAUAUUACCAUAUUGAUCCUAAAUUUAUUCAAGUAGGACAUUCACUUCUGGAUCGUAAAGAUUCUUAUAUAAGUCAUUCUUUGACGAAUAAGCUGCAUGUUUUACAAUCUCAACUACAUCCAUUGCAAUCACUGAUGAAAUGUGUUGAAAUGAAUUGGAUGGUCAUAUUAACCGGUCCUGAAGCGUCUGGAAAAACUAAUUUAGUAAGGUUACUUUCAAACCUUACUGGGAAUCCACUUGAAGAAUUCAUGAUGAAUAAUUCUGUAGAUACUAUCGAAUUAUUAGGAGGAUUUGAACAAUUUGACUUAUCUAGACAUCGUCAAAUAGUAAUUAAUGAUCUAUUAAAUUUGACUAAUGAGGUUACUAAAGCUAUACUUCUGAUAACACAUAUUCCAUUAUCGAAUUCUGAUUAUCAACCUGAUAAGGUUGUGCAAACCUUGAUGCAGCUUAAUCAUGUAUUAUUUACCUUAAAAAAUUAUUUCAAAUUUAAUAUGCGGUUGGAUUAUUCAAUAGUUGAUUCUUUAUUGUCAAUACUUGAACAAACCAUUUCAAGUUAUGGUUUGGCUUUAACAGUUCAAUGGAAUGCAAUCUUUGAUAAAGUUUCUAGCCUAAAGAUUAAGGAAAAUGAGCCCGUUUCGGGUCUUUUUGAAUGGGUUGAUGGCAUAAUCAUUAAAGCAUUGCAAAAUGGUCAUUGGUUACUAAUUGAUAAUGCUAAUCUCUGCAAUCCGUCUGUCCUUGAUAGACUUAAUUCUUUACUUGAACCAAAUGGUGUCUUAAUGGUAAAUGAGCAUAGUAUGAUUGAUGGCGAAAUCAGGAUGAUUCGCCCUCACAAAAAUUUUAGGCUUUUCAUGACCCUUAAUCCAAAAAAUGGAGAAUUGUCACGCGCAAUGCGAAACCGUGGUGUAGAAAUUGCAUUAUUAAAUACUGAAUUGAUUGAAAAUCGGCAAGAUAUGACAAAGCUUGCCAAUAGUUACGGGCUUUGGCACCCUUAUUUUCCUGUUGCUAUGGAAAAUUUUAUAAGCGAAAUUAAUCUUAUAUCAUCGUCUAAUAAAUUUCAACCAACUCUAAGAUGGUAUAUCAUGAUUGUGAAAAUGGUAAAUGAAAGAAUUCAGCGUGGUGAUAACUUCUUGCAAGCUUUAAUUUUAUCGUUGCAACAAGCUUGUUAUUGCAUUGACAAUUAUAACUUUGAGGUAUAUUUCCAAGAUCUUAUGAAAGCUUACGAAUUCGAUAAGAUUAAUCCUUCAUCCAACGGGUUAUUACAUUCUAAUUGUCCACUUAUUGUUGAUGGUGACUUAUACAAGAAUGAGUCAAUGUUAGCCAAUGUUUGUUUGCAAGCUUCUUAUUUCUUACAUAUCGUGCUCAAAUGUGGGCAUGUUUCGAAAUCACACAUAUCAAAUUCAUUACUUGUGGCUAGUGAAUGUUUUAUUGAGAUGACUUCUUUAGAAGAUUUUCCUAUACGACAAUAUUGGAUUAAUUUUAUUUCCUCUGCGAUACAAUCUUCGUAUUUGUUAGUCAGUAACAAGCAAAAUUCUUUGGAUUAUGCUCAAUUUCUGCUAAAUAAAAUUAUAAAUCACUCACUUGCUAUUCAACUUGCUGAUAUUAAAAGCCGAAUAGCUUGUGAAAUCGGUUUCGAUGUGUCCUAUAUGUCAUAUCAGCCUCUCGAUAUUACAAGAAAUAUUCCUUUAAUUAAUUCACUUGAUGUAUACACAUCCAACCUUUGUGACAACUUGAAAACUGGUCCAGUUUAUAUGUUGUGGAAAGAAUAUUCUUCAAAGAUUAAAGCAUUUUCUUUGUUAAAACACAUUCUGAGGGAUGAAUAUGUUGAAAAUAUGGCUUGUGAACAAGCCAUGCAGCAAAAAGUCUCAAAUAUGACUUUGGCUCAACAGUCAUACUGUUAUAAUCAGGGUAGAAUUUCUGAGAGCCAGCUAAGUAAUAAAAUUAUUGGGAUUAUAUAUCCCUUUUUGGAAAGGUCAAGACAAUGUAUCCUUUCUUGUAUCAAUAAAGAGUUAAAUGUUGAUGAGUCGUCUUUGUUAUUUGAUUUUAUAACUCAACGAAGAUUUUUAUGGGAACGUUUACAGCAGUCAUCUCUUGACAUUGGAGAGCUGUUUACAUGCACCAAAAUGCUUGAUGAAAUAACAGUUUUGUUAUAUGAUAAACACCAAGAAAUUAUGUGUCCUCUACGUGAUAUUUUGAGUACCAUGGCCGAAGCCACAGCUUUGACAACCGGAUUAUUUAUGGACAUAUUAUGGAAACAUUUUCAUCAUAUAUCUCUUAGAAAUAUGGAUCUUUUUCUACUUGAACAAGAAUUAUAUUCAACUCAAAAUGAAUUGAAUAAAUAUGAUACAAAUCAAGAUGGUGAAGAUAGCAUAAAAAUGAUGCUUAUUGAUGCUGCCGCCACAUUAUACUUCCUUGACGAAAACACAGAUGCUGACUCUAAUAAAUUAUUUGAUUCAAUAAAGAAGAUUCCUGAGCACAUUCGAACAAAGCUUAAUACUUCUCAUUUAAAGAGUAUUGAUUGCGAUGUUAGACUUUUCUUGCAAGAUCCUAACGAGCCAUUCAAUUGCAUAAUGGACUAUUGGAGCGUUAUUUACGAGAUGCAAAUUAUCAGUCAACUUCAAUUUAUUGCUGCGCAAGAAUUUAAAUCUACAGAUGUUGAAUAUAGCACAAUCCUUUACCAAAUAUCUGAAUUUCGUGAUUGGAUGCUGAUAAAUUCAACAAGAAAACCGCUAGACUUUAUUCCACAUCAACGAAUUCUGUGGAUAUACGAAAAUGACGUCAAUGUUCCCAAGGAUAAAGCUAAAUUCCAAUUGAACAAUAUUAUUCAGGAUAUGUUAUAUGGAUGGCACAAUAAAUUAUGGAAUAACAGCUUUAACAAUCAUACUGAAGGCUCUGCUAGGUUAUUUCAAAGCGUUUUUAGCGAAUAUUAUUUUAAAUUCACUUGUAAGAUACAAUCUGUAUCUAUCGGUUCAUUCAAUUCUGCAUUAACUUGUCUUGAAAAUUUUGAAAAACAAAUGGGAAAUAAAUUAUUCAUUAAAAUAAAUAGAAUGAGUUCUGAUAUUGCAUGUCUUAUGCAGCACCUUAAGCAGAUUUUCCUUCCAUUUGGCCAUUUUUUUUCGUCAGAGUCUUGGAGUGAAAUAUGUCGCAACUUUGAACUUAUUCUUAAUGCAACUAGAUGUUCCCCGGUUCUCCAGGCGAAUGACAUUAUUUUUAAUUCACUUUUUGCUCUGGCUGAUGCGUUGAAGACAACACAAGAUUCGUUUCUUCGUCUUGCAUUAGAUCAAUGGUUUAUUCCAGCAGUUAAUUCCAUUUCAACCAUUUUCCAAAAAGAGUAUACAUAUUAUGAGUUGUUGGUAAAAAUCGGACGCGCGUGGGUCUUCCUCGCAUUAGGUUUUAUUACAUUAUAUGUUCCAAAUUAUCCUUUUGAUCCGACGGUGAAAGCUUCUUUUAUAUGUAAACAACUGCAAUUUAAGCAAUCCCAAUUGGAAGUUGAAAUCAAUGUCCGUGCUGACGUUGAACAGUAUAUAACCGGCGAGUCUACAAAUAAUACUAUUAAGAAUUUGAAGCAAAAUUUAAACGAAGUUAGAUCACUUUUGAAGCGUAAAUCCGUCGAGUUGGCAUUGCGUCCAGAAGUUUCUCAAAUUAACGAACUCUUCAGACAUGUACAUUACAUUUGUAAUAAUGUUAUAGAUGUAACACAUGUUUUAACACUUCUUGACGAUCUGGAAAAAGGAAGCGAUUUAUCCGUUCUUGAGCGUGAAAUUUUAUUACAAGAGAAAACUUUGCAAUUUAUUCAACGAAUAAAUCAAAAUUACCCACUCUAUCAUGAUUUACUUCAGCCAAUUUGUAUUUCUAUCUUUCAAUUAAAACAUGGCGUUAGGCUGGUUGCUUCAUCUUCCAAAAGUCUGAGCCUUUCACACGACUUUACAAUAUUUAAUGUACUGAAAUGUCUUUUAUCAAUUACCAAGUUGGGGUAUCCAUUAGAGUGUAUCGAGUUACUUGCUGCACCUGAAUCCUUGAAACAAAUUAAAAAAAUGAUUUUUUCGGCAGAAUCUGUUAUUGAUCGAUGGGAUAAGUAUUUGGAAUAUAUGGUCGUCAUUCUUCGAUGUUUGUAUUGUCACAUAUCAAAGCGUGGUCGCAUAAUCUCUAAAGAUUUAGAUAUUACUGACGAACAAUAUGCUGAAAUGGAGUUCAGACAAAUGUUUCCGGAUUUUAGUCAGGAUUUUGAUGAUACAAAAGAUGAUAAUAUGACGGAUGAUUCACAAUCAAAGUUGUCAGAAGUAGUAAUUGUUAAAGAUGAAAUUAUUGUAAAAAUAUGCACGCUAUAUAAAAUUUUUGUCAGUGAUUUUAAUUUAUACCGCACGAAAGGUUUCAAGUGUUGUUCAAAAGUAAUUCAGCAGACAUUCUGGGCAUCUUUUAGCAUGGCACGGGAUCUUGCUGCACUUGAUAGCAGAUUAUAUCCCGAAGAACUUGAUGAUGCAUUUGCAACAUGUAAAUUAUUAGGCACAUCGAUAUUAAAAAAUUGGCUUAUAGGAGAGGAUGAAGUCAUAAAUACAUCUAAUUCAAUUAAUCCAGCUCUAGAAAUGUAUGACUUUUACAAAGAUCAUAACAUCUUUGAGGCAAAAAAAUUAAUUCCUGUGAUCACAAAUUUACUGCAACGCAUUAUGGAAUUGAUUACAAUAUGGCCUGAACACGCAGUACUUCACCAAAUUAAUAACAUUUGCGAGAGGAUUAAAGGAUUCAAUUUAAAUUCACCUAUUGCAAAACUCCUUACAGGGUUAGAAAUUUUAUUACAAAAAACAGAUGAUUGGGAAGCGUAUGCUGGUAGAGAUACAUCAAUUAAGUCACAUCAGAAAGAGAUUAUUGAGCUUAUUAUUCAAUGGAGACAACUUGAAUUGAAUUGUUGGCCAAAGUUAUUGGCAGUGCAAGAUAAAUAUUAUGAAUUAUCCGCAUCUAAAUGGUGGUUCCACCUUUUUAAUUGUAUAAUUCUACCCAUACAUGAUCUUAGUAAACAAUCAUAUGUUUACGAUAAAACAACUGCAAUCUUCCAACAGCACAUAAAUGGAAUUGUUUGCACUCUUGAUCAAUUCUUACAAUCGUCAAAAUAUGGUGACUAUAAAUCUCGGCUCGAAUUGAUUCGUUCAUUCUACGAACACCUUUGUACACUUGAUCAUUUUUCAAAAUUUAACUUACAGGAUAAUUCAAGUGAGGAAAUAUAUAAGUCACUUUAUAAGCAAGCGGCUGAUGUUCUUUGGAAUAUCUACAAAUAUUAUUCUCAGUUUCUUUGUGAACUUGACAAUGCAUUAAUUAACAUGCGCAAACCUAUAGAAAAAGACCUUUAUCAAUUCGUAAAGAUUGCUAGUUGGAAAGACAUAAAUAUUUAUGCUUUAAAGCAGAGUGCUCAGAAAACUCAUCGACAUUUAUCUAAAUGUAUUCGAAAAUAUCGAGACGUGCUCGAUAAGCCUGUCACAGAUCUUAUAGCAUCUUGUCAAAUGGAUUCCUCCAAGAGCCAGUUAGGAUGUAACAGUUCCAAUGCUACUGAGUAUUCUGCAUCCGAUUUCCCGGAAAAUUGGUUUUCGAAUACUAAUCCUAUUGAUCCUCCCGCAACGACAUUAGAACUACAAAUAGCAUUGAGCAAAGAAGUAUUACCUGCUCCUGACCGAUUCAUUAACAUAGCAAAUCCUCUGCAAAACCUAAUCCUUUUUGCACUUCUUGAAAUGAAAGAUCCUUAG